UAUAGUCAUUAUUAUUAUUCAACAAUGUUUAUUAUUUAUGCAUGAAGAAUUGGGAUUGGGUAAGAAAGGUUGGAGAAGGAUGAACCACAACCCGCAAUCAAGUGAAGGAAGGCACGACGACGAUGCUGCUCUCUCUGAUUUCCUCGCUUCCUUAAUGGAUUACACUCCCACUAUACCUGAUGAAUUGGUGGAACAUUACUUGGCCAAGAGCGGUUUUCAAUGUCCCGAUGUUCGAUUGACUAGAUUGGUAGCUGUUGCCACUCAGAAGUUUGUUGCUGAAGUUGCAGGAGAUGCACUUCAGCAUUGCAAAGCAAGACAAGCAACAAUUCCAAAAGACAAAAGGGACAAGCAGCAGAAGGAUAAGCGCCUAGUUUUGACAAUGGAAGACUUAUCAAAGGCAUUGCGUGAGUAUGGCGUGAAUUUAAGGCAUCAAGAAUAUUUUGCUGAUAGCCCUUCUACUGGAAUGGAUCCUGCUACUCGAGAUGAAUGAGUCUUUUCUUGUUCAUCUUUGUGUUCAGGCUUCUAAAUUCUCGUGUUUAGUAGUUGCCAAAUAUGUUUUGUAGGAUUGACAUAGUUUUGAUAACAACCUCUUCUCCUCGAAUCUGUCAACGCACUGCAAUUGUUCGUCACUAACAUUAUUGGUGCUUGUAGUAAUUGGUGAACAUGGUCUGUGCAAGUACUCUAUCAGCAAUGAACUUACCUAAUGUUUCUUUAUUUUGUUCUACUUUUUUAUUGCCCCGUAUGUUUCACGUUUGUUCUUUGGUUCUAAAUUUUCACUUAGUAUGGCAUAUGAAUAUAAUGCAUUGCAGAAGUCAAAAAGGUUACUAUGUUCAUCCAUUUUCAAUUUUUUCAAAAAGCUUACUU
This is a messenger RNA of Cajanus cajan (pigeon pea), 864 nucleotides long. It is a transcript of the gene TAFII15, whose product is annotated as TBP-associated factor II 15. The record is from RefSeq and is a predicted model, not a curated record. Gene Ontology annotation, molecular function: RNA polymerase II general transcription initiation factor activity; promoter-specific chromatin binding. Gene Ontology annotation, cellular component: SAGA complex; transcription factor TFIID complex; nucleus. NCBI's taxonomy places the organism in Eukaryota, Viridiplantae, Streptophyta, Magnoliopsida, Fabales, Fabaceae. Gene Ontology annotation, biological process: transcription initiation at RNA polymerase II promoter.